Messenger RNA from Akanthomyces muscarius, 261 nucleotides. RefSeq lists its product as uncharacterized. Bases 1 to 261 code for a protein of 86 amino acids. NCBI's taxonomy places the organism in Eukaryota, Fungi, Ascomycota, Sordariomycetes, Hypocreales, Cordycipitaceae. The record is from RefSeq and is a predicted model, not a curated record. The transcript is spliced from 5 exons.
AUGGCCUCCAACGGUAGAUCUAGCACUGCUUGCUGCUUCCAAUUCUACCUAAGACUGCCAGUUACCAUGCCUUCCGGAGCCCCUGAUGGCGUGUAUCAGUCUGUAACCGUUGAGACAUUCCCCGCUACGGAUCAGGAACGAGCCAUAGAAUGGCAAACUCGACCAUAUCACAACCGUGGCAAGAUCAUCAUUGGGGGACACAUCGCUCUGUGUGAGGUGGUCAUGAAGCACAUCUUCGGCCUUAAAGAAGUCGUGGUUUGA